This is a messenger RNA of Pollicipes pollicipes, 1409 nucleotides long. RefSeq names its product Krueppel-like factor 13. Gene Ontology annotation, biological process: regulation of transcription by RNA polymerase II. Lineage: Eukaryota; Metazoa; Arthropoda; Thecostraca; Pollicipedomorpha; Pollicipedidae. Gene Ontology annotation, molecular function: DNA-binding transcription factor activity, RNA polymerase II-specific; RNA polymerase II cis-regulatory region sequence-specific DNA binding. The transcript has 3 exons. The coding region runs from base 83 to 805 and encodes 240 amino acids. The record is from RefSeq and is a predicted model, not a curated record.
UCGGCGGUCGUCGGGGGCGCUGGGCGGGAGUGAGAGGGUGGUGAUCCGCAAGCAGGCUAGCUAGCGGGCGUGACGGUGUGGGAUGCCGAGAUCUGAUCUGGGCGGUGACAUGAUGACGUCCUCCUGCACGGCUGAGGAAUGGCACGACAUGCAACUGGCGGCGACGGCGCUCGUGCAGAUGUCCAUGUCCAAGCACCACAAGCUGCACGCCAUGAACCAGGAGUCUGCGUUCAAGAUUGCACGCAUCCUCUCGGACUUGGCUCACGUGCGUCAGGAGGAGCCGGUGGAGCCUAUCACCGAGGAGGAAGACCCGCCGAAACCGGUCAAACGCGCCCGCAAACCGAAGCAGACUCGCACGAAGAUCGUCAAGCAGGAGAAGGCGUACAAGUGCAGUCACGGGGGAUGCGACAAAAUAUAUGGCAAGAGCUCUCAUCUAAAGGCACACCAGAGAACACACACAGGCGAGAAGCCGUUCGCCUGCCACUGGAAGGGCUGCGUCAAGCGAUUCGCCCGCUCCGACGAACUGGUGCGGCACACGCGCACACACACGGGCGAGAAGAAUUUCCUCUGCUCCGUGUGCGACAAACGCUUCAUGCGUAGCGACCAUCUCACGAAACACAUGCGGCGUCACCAGGAGCCGCACCUGCCGUCCGGCCGCUUGUCGAGCGCUGGCUCGCCGCAGACGGAUGCUGCGCUUGACCUGCGGGUCAUCAAGCCGCCGCACUCGAUCACCUCGAGCGUCGCCACGCCCUCUGACGACCGGGGCUCAGAGACCGAGUCGGCGCCCUCCGUGCACGGCGUGUGAUGAUGGCGUCCAUCUAGCGGACGCCGCUGUAAACUAUCAUUUUGCGCUUGCGCGUGAGAUGUCGCGCCGCGCACUCUAGGAUGCGUGCGGGGAGCGGAACGCGCUCGAUUGCAUUUGUUCCCGCAGCUGUGUUCCGCCUGUGUUUUACUGGUGUGUAUCUUGAUCUGCCCGUGGGCAUUUCCAGGUGCUCUGGCACUGUUUGGUGCCGACUCAUGUAACAGAACGGGCCAUUGGAGGGCGUGUCAGCGCCGCUGUGUAUUGGUGUAUAGGCUAGUCGUGUGCUAGAGCGGCGCCGCCGAGUGUGCAGAGCGCCGCUCUGACACCAUCAUCCCAUGUUCCAUUGGUUUUAGAGGCGCGCUGCGCUGACCACGCCAUUCUGGGUAAAAUGGUGCUACCGGAUAACAACGCAGACGCCCUGAGCUACUGUUGUAGUAUUUUUAGUACAAAGACAUCCUCACACUUGUCAUCUCAUUUAAAUGACGCCAGCAGAGGCCUGCACGCGUACGGCGCAUUGGUGACGAGCAUUACCAUAUACAUACCCUAUAUUUAUGCUUCGAUGAGAUGUGUAAUGUUGAUUGGUAACCAAAUACAUGAGAACCUGUAA